UAAAAGUAGCUUUAACCAAGGCUAGCUGUGGCUAUCUCACCAGCUAGCGUUAGCUGGAUUUGGCUCUCUUAUUAGAUUGUUUGGUUUGGUUUUUAGCUGAAUUUUGUAGUUACUGCAAAUUUGAUAUGAAGCUACAGCCAGCAGCCAGUUAGCUUAGCUUAGCUGGAAAUGGGGAAAACCGCUGGUUGCCUGGCAACCAGACCAAGUCCGACACAUAACCGAGACUAUAAAACCACAAAUUGUCAUUUUUAAACUUUGUUUUUUACUGGAGGACUUCCAGUCAAGUAACUACCAGUCUGGAGGUUUGCACGCUGAGCUGCGGUGAAGAAAUGGUUAACCAAAGAUGCAAGAGGUGUGUGAGUCUGUCUGAGCAUGUGCUGCUGCUGCUGCUGCUGCUGCAGUGAAGUAAAAAUGUGUCAAUUUCCAAUCGGAGAGCAGAGACACCGUGGAGGAGAAGCCGGGGACAACCGACGAACAGCAGACGCAACACCGCGACAUCCUGGACAAUCUCUCCGGGUGAUGUGUUUGAUCCACCGGCCUGUGUGCUGAGGGAGACGCCGCAGAGCUCAAUCUGAAGACCUGCAUCUCGUUAGCAUAGAUAGAAGAUUUGCGUGAAAGCAAGAGGAAGGAUGGUGACCUUGGAAACCCCAGAGGCUCCUGUACCUCUGACGGCACUGUCCCGCUGGUACCUCUACGCCAUCCAUGGCUACUUCUGCGAGGUCAUGUUCACAGCCGCCUGGGAGUUUGUCGUGAACUGUAACUGGAAAUUCCCUGGCGUGACCAGUGUGUGGGCGCUCUUCAUCUACGGCACCUGCAUCCUCAUCGUGGAGCAGAUGUACUUGAAGCUGCGUGGCCGCUGCCACGUGCUGCUGCGCUGCAUCAUCUACACUUUAUGGACAUACCUGUGGGAGUUCGGCACGGGGCUGCUGCUGCGCCAGUUCAACGCCUGCCCCUGGGACUACUCCGAGUUCCGCUACAACUUCAUGGGACUGAUCACGGCGGAGUACGCCGUGCCCUGGUUCUGCGCCUCCUUUAGCGUGGAGCGCUUGGUCAUCCGCAAAACACUGCGCCUGCGCUUCCAUGAGGGGCCUGAGGAUGGUUGGUCAAACCAUCGGUCGGAUGCUGGGGGCGGAGGAGGAACUGUGGGGGGUGAGAGGAGGAGAGAGAGGAGCAGAGGGAUGGGAAAUGAUGCUAAUGGCUACCUUAAAGGAGAAUGAAUGAAGGAAUAGAAAGCAGGACACAAUCUGAAACCAGCCCAAUCGCCCUGCUACACCUCUUCUACCCUCCUCAGCCACUUUUCAUAAGCAGUCCGCCCCCUUAACUUUAUGGGAGGAAGGCAAACAGACAGCUAUGUAGACUGGGCUGGUGUACAGAGUUAUCAGAACAGCCAGAAAACAACACCUAACUGGGGCUUCAAACACCCAAAUCACUCCCUGUGCUCUCUACUGUCAGCAGAGGCACAAUUUCUGUUUUUCAGGGGCAAAUCAGUCUAUCUGAAAGCAGAAUGCUUGCUGCAUAGAAAUCCUAAUAAAAAGUAGCAACAGCUGUAACAUGUUCUUUUUAAAAUGUACAUAUUGUCCUUUAGUAUUAUUCAAAGUACUGUAGUAAUGUAGCUACAAAAAGCUCUUUAAGAACACAGCGUCCACCCUGAGGCAAUGCUCCACGUGUCAGCUUACAUCAUGAAUGUUUUGCUGCAGUUAGUGAAUACCCACAAUGCCUGGAAAAAAAAUGCAUGAAAAAAGUUGUCUUCCAAUAUAAUAUACAUUUUUACAGAGCUCAUCCAGCAGCCAUCCUGUACAUCUCUUGAGUCAGUCUCCUGCUUGUGUGUGGGGGACGACAGUAGCUCAGGCAGUAGAGCCGGUUGACCAGCUAUCAUGGUCGAUUCCCGGUUUUCUCCUCCUGACAGCAUGUUGAAGUGUCCUUGAGCAAGACACAGAACCCCCAAACGGCUCCCGGUGAGCAGGUCACGGCCUUGCGUGGCAGCUUCUUCCCCAUCAGUGUAUGAAUGGGUGUGUGUGUGUAGGCUAAUGUGAGGCAUUUUAAAGCGCUAAAUAAAUGCAGUCCAUUUACAGUAAUAGCAGUGGCUCUUUUCUGUUGAUGGAAAUGAUUGUGAGUCAUGAGCAGCAGCAUAAAGCACCAAACCUCUUGGUAAUUUCCUUUUUACAGUUUUUCAGAGAUGACUCACUGUCUGCAUGUGUCUUUUAUGUGCUUUAAUGUUGUUUCAGAUCUGCCAGGGUCACAUACGCCUCAUUUCUUAAUUCUCAUUCACUGGAAACCAAUAGUAACUCCUGUCAAAUCAUACAAUUUACCUAAUGAGGCAAUGGUUUUUUCCCCUCACGGCUGCUGCCACACGAUCCAAAAAGUGUUUCGUCAUUGAUAAAAUACUGCUUAAUUACCUAUUUUCCUAUUCCUAUUACACUGUAAGCGUGAGAGCAGUAGUAAAUUUUGAAUGACACUGAAUGACUUGAUUAACUGAAAGGGUUUAGGUGUGACGUCAGGUUUCCAGAUUUGAGGUGUUUGACUUCCAAAACAAAUGUCAUAUGCGUAUGUUUUACCCAUCACAGCGUUGUUGGUCGUCAGGUUUUCACCCCAUUGUCAUGACCCUUCUCCUUAUGUACUUUACAGUUAAUUUGACGAGUGUGUGAAGAGCAGGAAAUAUGCAGCAGAUUAAUUAAUCAACAAGUAUCAGAAUUUGUUGCUCAUUUCUUUCCAACAUUAAUGAUAUUUUAGUCACAAUCGGUUUGAUUUCAUUGGUGAAUUAAGACCUCUGUGUUAUUUUAUAGUAUCUGAGACAGGCUGCACACGUUUAACUGUAAUAUAAACUGGUCUAAAAUGCUUAAAACAAACAAAAUAUAACAGUUCAGGUAGUACUAGAUUAACUUCAACUGCAUUUUUGAAUGGUCCUAACUUCACAGCACUCAUGUCUUACAUGGCAACGUCCAGACAUUUGGUACUCCAAGCAGGUGAAAACACACAGAAUAUAAUGCUUAUUUCCUCUGGUGUUGUUACUCUCCAUGUGGAUCAUGUGACUCCCUCUACUCUGGAAGUAGAAAAAGAUCAAGGACUAUAAACUCUCACCUUCAUGCACACAGGAGCUGAGUCAGUGGAUCUGGUGCUACUGCAUCAAGCAUAAAACCGUCGGACAUAUCCCUCUUUACCGUGAUUCAAAGGUACCCGGGGAUUGACAGUAUACAUGAAAUGGAAACCUGAUCUCUGAAAAGUAUUCCUCAGGAGGACCAUUUAUGUUGUAGACUCGAUAACAACAUUUUGUGCUGACAAUAGUUGAACUCAGCUUUCCCCCCAUUUUAACUGAUAAUAGGAAAAAUGCAAAAAACAGAUCCAAAUCCAUUUUUUCCACCACACUACUGGACUAUUUAAAUGCGUGACCUUCAUGAUUGUGGCUGCAAUGGCAUGCAGUGUGUUGUCUCCCUGAGUCCAGAGGGUGGAUGGCAAGAAGCUUGUUCCACAUGACACACAAAUUGCUGCCACCCAGUGGAUAAACUGAAAACUGCAACUGGAAAAUAUAUGUUUUAUUAAGCUUGGACAAGAAAUAAAAAGACGUGAAGGUAAAGAAUCCUUAUUAGGAUAAAAAAACAGAAGGAUAUCACAUUUUUUAUUUUUGUUUAAUUUCGUACAUAAUUCUACAGGCUUAAAAGCAAUAUAAGCUUCUGACCCAGCAAUGAUUAUCCAGCUCAAGGCCGUUACCUUUUUUCUCUUAAAAAUCUACUAAACUACAUUAUGAGAACUGGUAUGCAGCUAAUAUCUUUAUCCAACUCUACUGCUUUGAUGAGACAAAUCACAAGAACAUGCAAAAUAAGUGUAUUUGAUCUCUGCAAUAUGUGAGAGAAGGAGUAUUAGGUGAUUGUGUAUAGUGUGUUUUAAAAAGACACCUUCUCUCUGUGUGUAUGUGCAUGUGAAGUAUGUUAAAACUGAACUGAUUCUCUGGUAUUUUUACCUUGAGGCUGCAUGUCCAAGAGUUUUAAAUUUCUCCUCCAAACUGAUUUUAUCCAAGUGAUUAUUAGCCCCAUGUACUGUAAUGGUUGCGUAUUUUUUCAUUAAAAUGUACAGGUUUUUAGUCAAAUGACUGUACUGUAUAUCACUCACUUUGAUUAUGUUUCCAUGUAUGAUUUAUCAAACUUUGAGAUUAAAUGUAUUUAUUUGAUCUUAAAA
This is a messenger RNA of Siniperca chuatsi (mandarin fish), 4170 nucleotides long. RefSeq names its product transmembrane protein 229B (gene tmem229b). The transcript is spliced from 3 exons. The coding region runs from base 630 to 1217 and encodes 195 amino acids. NCBI's taxonomy places the organism in Eukaryota, Metazoa, Chordata, Actinopteri, Centrarchiformes, Sinipercidae. The record is from RefSeq and is a predicted model, not a curated record.